AUGACUGAGGAACUGAGUUCUGUUCUUAUUGGAAUUGGUGCAUGUAAAUCAUUAAAAGAAGCUACUGAAAAAUUUUCAAAUGUACUCAAAUCUCUCCGUCAAUCUCCGGAUAAUUUAUUAUCGGACAUAACUACAAUUGCUAAUACAAGAUGUGUUACCAGUUCUGAUAUGCAAAAGUGGACAACGGGUCUACGGAGUGAUUAUAAACUAGAUAUCUAUAUGCGAAUAGCUGAAUACUGUUUGAAAACUCAUCAGAUUCAUGAAGCUGAGAUUUUUGUUAAUCGUGCGUCUUUAUUGCAACUAGAAUGCCAGAAUCAACAACUGUUGAUCCGUUAUAAGAAAGCAUAUGCUCUUUUACUAGAUUUGAAACAAAAAUUUAUCGAAGCUGGUCACCGUUAUGCUGAGCUGUCUAUACGAUUCCCUUGCUUAGAUGACUCAGAGCGCUUAGACUUUCUGGAACGUGCAUUGGCAGCUGCUUUGCUCUCUGGAGCGAGUCAACAACGUGCUAGACUUUUAGCCACACUAUAUAAAGACGAACGGUGCCAGACAUUUGAUGCUUACCCCGUCUUAGAAAAUAUGUUGUGGUAA
This is a messenger RNA of Heterobilharzia americana, 588 nucleotides long. The record is from the annotation of a GenBank genome assembly. NCBI's taxonomy places the organism in Eukaryota, Metazoa, Platyhelminthes, Trematoda, Strigeidida, Schistosomatidae.